GUAGGUAGAUACCAAGUUGGUUCUUCCCUUUGGGUUGGUUGGUUCGCCCGGGUUUCGAGCUGGUUGGUUUGCUGUGGUGUGUUGUGUUGCGGCUUGCCCUGGGAGGGAGGUGGGAGGGGAGGGAAGGAGAGGAGAGGAGAAAAGCAAUAUUCAUCUCCUGGUCCCCAAAGGAAGGAAGGAACGAACAAACAACCGAGCAUUAAAGACCUUCCGUCCUGUUCGCAAACUCACUAUUUUCAUCCUUUCCCGUCGGGGGUUUGGAGGCCCGGUAUGAAAUGAUCCCUACGUCCAACUUCUUCCCUCCUUCACCAUCAUCACCAACUACAACGGCACGCCAAAACCAAAUCCCAACCCAUCCCAGUCUUUCCGUCCGUUCAUCUGUCUGCCUUUCCCAUGACGGCUCCGUGAUCCGUCUGAGUCUCACCUGACACGGACGACGAUUGCUCUUUCUCUCUAUCGCCGUACCGAACUACCCGUAUCCCACCUUUCUUCCGCCGCGCACCUGCGGCCUAUUAUGUCUCUAGCCAAGCCCGAAGGUUUGUUCUCACUCCCUUUUUCUGCGUUCCCUGGCUUCAAUUGAUUGCUCUUGACUUUUCCUUCUUUUUGUUUGCAUUAUCUCGAUUGCCGACGUCUGGAUCGAUUGUAGGGCUGCUACGAAACACGGGAAAUUGGCCAUACGAGGCGCGGCAGGAUGAGAGAGAGGAGAGGACAGAUUCGCAAUGCUAGGAUUACGGAGAGAGCAAGAGACACAACGCUGAUUUAUAUCCUCGGGCAAAGAAACCACGUUCAUCAUGGCCCCUCCAACAGCCGCAAAACGACCGCACGCCGCCGUGAGCAAAGGCAGCACAAACAUGUCCACCAUCGAGCCGUGGGCCGAGUUACCGUAUCCCAACUUUGACUGCUCAAAGUACAACUACAUAUUGACCGACGAUGGCGGGUUCUGGCAAUUGCAACAACAGCAUUCACCCUCAGAAGAGCUCCCCAACGUAGUACCACGCAUCGCGACGAGCAAAUCGCCCAUACAAAAAGUCCAAGAUAUCGAAUGGACCUGUCUAUCGGCAGCAUGUCCUUCGAAGCCAUUCAAACGGAAAGUCGACCUCGACAAGCAUUACAAACAGGCCCAUGUCGAUAGCCAAACCACGGCGCCUUCGCCCGCGCUCUCCCUAAAAGAUAUCACGCCCGCGACAAGCACCAGCAACCCAAGUCCCAAAAUCACAACCAAGAAACCGCCAGCUGGCACGAGCAAGGCUAAGGGCAAAGCCGCGGGCGCAGGAGCGGCGACGGCGACAGGGACGGCGACAGCGGCGGCGGCGCAAGGGAACAGGAAUAACAGCGUAAACGGCGCGGGCAACAACAGCAUCAGCAACAAGGACGGCACCGCCGGGGUCUUCCUCUGCGACUACCCAGCAUGCAACCGCAAGAACGAACCGUUCAACCGCAAGGACCGGUUGCGCAUCCACCUUACCGACGUCCACAAGGAGGACGUGAGCGCAAAGACGUUUGAGAUGACGGUCGCGUGGCUGCAGGAGCGCAAGAUCUAUCCCAAGUGGUGGCGGUGUUCCAAAUGCCUUGACAGGGUCAAGAUCGAGGAGAGCGGAUGGUCAUGUCCGCGGGACGGGUCCAAGGUGGAAGACAUACGGCGCGAGUUUCGCGAGAAGCAGCAUAACAUGUGA
Molecule: messenger RNA, 1673 nt
Organism: Colletotrichum scovillei
Lineage: Eukaryota; Fungi; Ascomycota; Sordariomycetes; Glomerellales; Glomerellaceae
Exons: 2
Coding region: 792-1673 (293 amino acids)
Source: RefSeq, a predicted model, not a curated record